Messenger RNA from Lasiodiplodia theobromae, 1689 nucleotides. Its product is annotated as Carboxylesterase. The coding region runs from base 1 to 1689 and encodes 562 amino acids. The transcript is spliced from 5 exons. NCBI's taxonomy places the organism in Eukaryota, Fungi, Ascomycota, Dothideomycetes, Botryosphaeriales, Botryosphaeriaceae. The record is from RefSeq and is a predicted model, not a curated record.
AUGCGUUACGGCUACAGCACCAUCUUGCUCGCCGCCUCCGAGGCUGCGCUUGCCGCUCCCGCCGUGCGCCGGGCUGCUGCUCCCACUGCUUCCGUGAAGAACGGAACUAUUGAGGGCAUUCACAACGCCGAGUACAACCAGGACUUUUUCCUCGGCGUUCCCUUUGCUCAGCCUCCUGUCGGCGAGCUCAGGUUCCGCGUGCCUCAGCCCCUCAACAGCACCUUUGAGGGUACCCAGUCCGCUACCAGCUAUGCUCCUUCGUGCAUUGGCUACGGCUCUGACCAAUUUGGCUACGAAAUCUCCGAGGACUGCUUGUACCUCAAUGUUGUGAAGCCUUCAGGCUAUGAGAACCAGUCUCUCCCUGUAGCCUUUUGGAUCCACGGUGGCGGCUACACCCAGGGUGGUGGUGGCGACCAUCGGUACAACCUAUCCUUCAUCGUCCAGAACGGCGUUGAUAUCGGCAAGCCUUUCAUUGGUGUCUCGACCAACUACCGCCUCAGUGCCUGGGGUUUCCUGAACGGUGAUGCUGUUCAGGAGUCUGGCAACACCAAUCUUGGUCUUCGUGACCAACGCCUGGCCCUUCACUGGCUCCAGGAGAACAUUGCCGCUUUUGGCGGUGAUCCCGACAAAGUUACCAUCUUUGGAGAAUCCGCCGGUGGGUCGUCUGUCGGUUUCCAGCUGACUGCCUACAAUGGCCGUGACGACAGUCUCUUCCGUGCUGCCAUCAUGGAGUCUGGCUCCCCUAUCUACUACUCCAGCCUGAACGACAGCGCCGGCUUCCAGGCGAGGUACGACACGGUCCUCUCGCAGACUGGCUGCUCCAACUCCACCGAUGGUCUUGCUUGCCUGCGUUCUCUUCCCUACGAAGAUCUGAACGCCGUCAUCAACCAGACUGCACUGACCAGCUGGGGACCGGCUAUUGACUACGACUUCAUCGCUGGCAAGACCUCGGAGCAACUCGUCAAGGGUGACUUCGUCCAGGUGCCCAUCAUCAUCGGAGCGAACUCGGACGAGGGUCAAUCUUUUGGACCUCAGGGUAUCAAUACCACCGAAGACUUCGUGAAGACGCUUCAGUCCUCUGGAAUCCCCUCCAACUUCACAUCCACCAUUCUUGCUGCCUACCCGGAUAUCCCCGCCGAGGGUAUUCCGGGCUCGCCGCCGCUGGGCUUCCUGCCCCCUGACUUCCGCUACGGUGCUCCUCAAGGCGCUCAGUACCGCCGCAGCGCCGCUUACUACGGUGACCACUACUUCGUUGGCAACCGCCGCCUGACGUGCGAGAGGUGGGCUGAGCACGGCCUGCCGGCCUACUGCUUCCGCUUCAACGCCAUCCCCAACGGCGCUACGGCUGCUGCCCACUUCCAGGAGGUUGCCUUCGUCUUCAACAACAUUCUCGGAACCGGCUACAACGAGCCCAUCUCGUCCAAGCCCUUCGAGAACCGCGGCCAGAACUACGUCGACCUCGCCAAGUUCAUGAGCGCCUCCUGGGCCAGCUUCUUCGUCGACCUUGACCCCAACGGCUACAACCUCCAGGGCAACGCCACCGUCGAGAAGUGGGAGCCCUACAAUGUUGCUGACCCCAAGGACAUGGUUUUCCACGCCAACGUCACCAGCUACAUCGAGGAUGACACCUACAGGGCUGCUGGUAUGAAGUUGUUCAGGGAUUACGCUUCCACCGUCUACCACAGGUAG